Messenger RNA from Tachysurus vachellii, 3412 nucleotides. It is a transcript of the gene hepacama, whose product is annotated as hepatic and glial cell adhesion molecule a. The transcript is spliced from 7 exons. The record is from RefSeq and is a predicted model, not a curated record. The coding region runs from base 139 to 1386 and encodes 415 amino acids. Lineage: Eukaryota; Metazoa; Chordata; Actinopteri; Siluriformes; Bagridae.
CAUUGAGGGGUCCUGGGAGUGGGGUUCAGAGCAGGCAGCGUCCAGUCUGGCAGGAAGUGUUGUGUGUUCACGGAGACGUGCCUGGAGUGGCCAAACCAUGCUGAGUGCGGGGGAGAGAAACCUAAUGCUACUCCCAAGAUGAAGGCGGAGAUGCAGGCUUCCUCCAAAGAGGCAGGAGUUUUAUCACUUUUCCAGAAACUGUGUAUCUUCACCUAUUUCCUGGCAGUUGUCAGUGGCGUGAACAUCACCUGCCCAUCCUCUAUCGUAAGAGGCACCUUAGGUGGCUCGGCCCUGCUCUCCGUCAGCUACACCAGCACCAGCUCUGACAGGCCUGUCAUCAAGUGGCAGCUGAAGAGGGACAAACCUGUCACUGUGGUACAGUCUAUCGGCACUGAUAUCAUUGGGAACUUGCGGAGCGAGUACCGCGGCCGCAUCAUGCUCUUCGAAAAUGGCUCACUCCUGCUCAACUACCUGCAGCUGUCAGAUGAGGGUGCUUAUGAAGUAGAGAUCUCCAUCACUGAUGACACCUUUACCGGGGAGAAACACAUGAACCUCACUGUAGACGUACCUGUAUCCAGGCCAUAUGUGCACCUGGUGGCUUCCUCUGUGCUGGAGCUUACUGAGCACUUUACACUUAACUGCACUCAUGAAAGGGGCACAAAGCCUAUUUAUGGCUGGCUGAAGGGCGGGAAGCCUCUGACCAAUGACUCACGUCUGCUUCUGUCACAAGACCAGAAAGUUCUGACUAUCUCCAGGGUUCUAAUAUCAGAUGAUGAUGUCUACACAUGCACUGUAGAGAAUCCCAUCAGCAACAUGAAGAGCACACCUAUCAGACUCACUGUCUACAAACGAAGCUCUCUCUAUAUCAUCCUAUCCACUGGUGGAAUUUUUUUGCUCAUAACCUUGGUGACGGUGUGUGCCUGCUGGAAGCCUUCCAAAAAAAAAAGGCAACAGCCUCUUAUGCAGAGCAGGCAGAAUGUAGAGCAGAGCAAUGGCAAUCAUGAAGUUUCAGUUGAUAUUGUGCCAGGGAGAAGCUACCAUAACCGAAAAGGCCCAGGUGGAUUAUACGUUCUGAAGGAAACAGACUUUUCUGAAGACCAAGACGAGGACCCAUGUAGCUACAUCCACCCUUUGAAUCCACACAGUCCACCUUGCUAUCCUAGCACAUUCUCCUCUCCAGAAGCAUAUACCUACUCAGGAAGAAGAUACCCUCGUACCCCUGUCCCCUCUCCUCCCCCAACCCCAACCUCUGCCAUGCCCAUGGCACCCUCACCACACCUGCGAAGCUUACCGCGAAAGCCCCUCCCAUCAGCUGCAAGCCCCACCCCAUCACAGACAGAGGAACAGUCGACUGUACACGAGUCUAGCAUUCACAGUCACAUUUAGCCAUCAAAUCAUAGCACAAUAUUAGAGACAAACAAAUAUAUAAAGAAAAAGGAAAUGUCUGAAUGUGUAUGUUAAGGUGUAGCGGUCUGGGAAAACUUCAUAUACUGAGUUUCUACCAUACAAAUUUUCUCUUCUAAAGCUUGUUUAUCACUUGUAUGUAACUCUACCAAAAGUAAAGUGCUAACAUUUUAAAUCUAUCCCCUAAAGUGAAAAAAGAAAAUAUUUCAUUUUCUGUUUCUAUCAGACUCCACUGCAGACAUUCUGACUGUCUGUAUCUGAAUUUAUUAUGCUUAUGUUUAUUUCACUAUACCAUGUAUCUAUCAUACAACCUGAUAAAAUUAGGACAUUCAGAGUGAGUUGAGUUAUUCAUGGAUUUUAUAUAGUAAUAACCAGCAUUCAUUCAUUCAUUCAUUCAUCUUCUACCGCUUAUCCGAACUUCCUUGGGUCACGGGGAGCCUGUGCCUAUCUCAGACGUCAUCGGGCAUCAAGGCAGGAUACACCCUGGACGGAGUGCAAACCCAUCGCAGGGCACACACACACACACUCAUUCACUCACGCAAUCACACACUAGGGACAAUUUUCCAGAGAUGCCAAUCAACCUACCAUGCAUGUCUUUGGACCGGGGGAGGAAACCGGAGUACCCGGAGGAAACCCCCGAGGCACGGGGAGAACAUGCAAACUCCACACACACAAGGUGGAGGCGGGAAUCGAACUCCGGCCCUGGAGGUGUGAAGCGAACGUGCUAACUACUAAGCCUCCGUGCCCCCCCAACAACCAGCAUUCAGAAAUCAAAUAUAAGUUACUGUACGAAUACAGGGUGGAAAGCCCAUUUAUCUGGCAUGACAUAUAGCAACACAAAGAAGAGUUAAUCCAACACCACUGUCUGCUUGUUUAAUACAACCAUUAUAUGUCUGUAAAUAGACUAAAAUAAACUAGGGAAUGCCAUUUGAAAAAAAUAUUAAGUGCAUAAAUAUGAUUAUUAAUUUGGAUUCCUUUAAAAUCCACAAAAUUAUUUCGUUUGCAUGGAGGAUAAUGGAAAGCACAGCAAAUUUCAUUAAAAAAAUAGAUUAUUAAAAACCCCUGUCCUGGACACUUCUACUCAAGAUAAAUCUGGCAACAUGGAAGUGUGAAAUAUAUGUAGCCACCACACUCAUUUUUGUUGUAGAUUAUGGAACGUGUUUGGGAGGAUUUGUGAACAUUCAGACAAAAGUGAUUUCAUUAGUGAGUUCAGGUACUGAUGUCAGAUGAGGAGGGCUGGGGUGCAUUUGGUGUUCCAGUUGAUCCCAGAGGUGCUCAGUGGAUGUUUGAGACAGAGUCAGGGCUCUCUUACAUUCCACUCGAGUUCUUCAACUCCAAUCUCGGUAAACCAUGUCUUCAUGGAGCUUGCUUUGUUUGGGCCUCUUAUUCACAAUGAGGAGAACCUGUAAUCCUGUAAUGCUGCAAUUGCUUCCAACAUUGUGGCAACAGUUAAAGGAAAACCCACAUGUGGGUGUGAUGUUCAACAUACUUUACUUUAUCACAUAGUGUAUAAGCAGAUGAUUUAUAUAAUCUGAAUGCCACAUCCAGAAAAGCAUCUGUAUAAAACCUAUCACUGAAAAAGCAUGACAUUCAACUCAUAACCUUUGCAUUUUAGUCACUUGGCUAAGUAUAUCAUACUUAGAAAAUAUGGUUAUGCGGACUGACUGUUUUUUACAUCAGUGUUUGUAAAAUUAACUUCUUACCCAAUGUAAUGGAAAAAUGUAAAGCUGAAGCAAAACACAUUUUCUUUUGUUCACUUUUAGCCACAGGUUUUCCCAGGCUACCACACAUAUUGUAUAUCAUUGGUAACAAAAACUAAAUGUAUCAUAGAAGUCAGAAAUAUCAGAUUAUAUGUGGGGUACAUGUUGUGAAAUGGCUUUAUGUCAGUUCAAAGUCACCAUACCUGUACUUCUUGAACAUUUAUUUCUAUGUUUCUACUUCAGGGCAUGUUAAAUGGAGCACAUUCACUUUUCAAUUCUUAAAGCAAUAUCAGACACCUAACAUAGCA